This is a messenger RNA of Engraulis encrasicolus (European anchovy), 3686 nucleotides long. RefSeq names its product zinc finger protein 32-like. The record is from RefSeq and is a predicted model, not a curated record. Gene Ontology annotation, molecular function: DNA-binding transcription factor activity, RNA polymerase II-specific; RNA polymerase II transcription regulatory region sequence-specific DNA binding. Gene Ontology annotation, cellular component: nucleus. The coding region runs from base 321 to 1457 and encodes 378 amino acids. The transcript is spliced from 3 exons. Gene Ontology annotation, biological process: embryo development; urogenital system development; regulation of transcription by RNA polymerase II. NCBI's taxonomy places the organism in Eukaryota, Metazoa, Chordata, Actinopteri, Clupeiformes, Engraulidae.
AAGGUUUGUUGACGGUGUCGCCUAUGGUGUAGCCCACUGCCUGUAGCUACGGCCGCUUUCCUUUCUCUGGUGUAGCCUACUGAAACAUUGGAAUGCCGUUCAUCUUCUCUUCAACAAAAUAUUAGGCCUACAGAAAGUCAGACGGCCAUUUCGUCGGUAGGCUAAAUAAAUGUACGAGGAGAGCACGAACUAAAGUCAGUAGGUCUAUAGUGUAAACAUGGAAAGCUACUGAAAGAAGAGUCUCUACUAAGAUCAUGGUAACACUUUAAGUUCUCUGUGUUAAACACAAGCAGUUUCAAGGUGUGUAGAACACAACUAAGAUGCCCUCUGCAGAAGUCAACUCUCCACUCCAGCUGAUGAGGAGCGUCAAAGAAGAGACAGAGGAGUUCAGCUUAGCUGACUCUCCAUCCCAGCUGAACAUAAAAGAAGAGAGAGAAGAGUUCCCUGGUUCUCAAGAACAGCUGAACAUAAAAGAAGAGAGAGAAGAGUUCCCUGGUUCUCAAGAACAGCUGGAGAUAAAAGAAGAGAGAGAAGAGUUCCCUGGUUCUCCAGAACAGCUGAACAUAAAAGGAGAAGAGAGAGAAGAGUUCCCUGGUUCUCCAGAACAGCUGGAGAUAAAAGAAGAGAGAGAAGAGUUCCCUGGUUCUCCAUCCCAGCUGAACAUAAAAGGAGAAGAGAGAGAAGAGUUCCCUGCGUCUCCAUCCCAGCUGAACAUAAAAGGAGAAGAGAGAGAAGAGUUCCCUGGUUCUCCAGAACAGCUGAACGUGAAAGAAGAAACAGAGCAGUUCCCUGGUUCUCCACCUCAGCUGAGGAGCGUAAAAGAGGACAGCGAGGAGACCCUGCGUUCUCUGUACAGUCUGAGGAGCUUAUCUGUAGUGCUGGUGGACUGCUGUAGACCACAAGGACGGCAGGAGAACAAUGAAGAGAACCACAGAGAUGCCGAGGCAACCAAGAGAUCUGGGCAUCAGCUACACUGCAGUUCCAGUGGAGAGGAGUUUCGUGGAAAAACACAUUCUGCUGCCCUGACUACAGAGAGGCCGUACGUCUGCAGUCAGUGUGACAAGAGCUUUAAGACAAAACAGGAGCACCAACGCCAUCAGCGUGUUCACACUGGGGAGAAACCAUUUUCAUGCACUGACUGUGGAAAGAGUUUCACACAGUAUUCUAGUCUCCAAACACAUCGCCGUAUUCACACUGGACAUAGGCCGUACGCUUGCAGUCAGUGUGGCAAGAGCUUUAAGACAAAAUCAGAGCUCCAACUCCACCAACGUGUUCAUACAGGGGAGAAACCAUUUUCAUGCACAGGCUGUGGAAAGAGUUUCUCGCGGUCUUCUAACCUCCACGCACAUCAUCGCAUUCACACUGGAGAGAGGCCGUAUGCUUGCAGUCAGUGUGACAAGAGUUUCUCAUGGUCUUAUUACCUUAAGAAACACUUGUUGUCACACUUGAGAGAGUAAAUCUUUGCACCAAUCAAGACUGCUCUCUGUAAGCCCCAACAUCAAACCCUGGUUAACCAGAGAUGUCCAGCAACUCCUCAAUAAGAAAAAGAAGCUUUUUAAGGAGGGCAACUUGACAGAGCUGAGGAGUGUACAGUGAGAACUCAAAAGCAGACUGAAGGAGGCCAAGGUGGCAUACAGGAAGAAAGUUGAAACAACUAGAAGCACUCAGAGAGCGCAGACCUCCGCCAAGGAAGCUGCGUGAUAGUACAUUUGACUAUCUUACACUAUGGCUAUGCCUCAAAUGACGCACUUUUGUCUGACAGUCAGUGCACACAGUGCAUAGUGCUGAAAUCUUUCCAUGACACUAUGCACUGUGCCCUCUCUGGAAGUGACGGUUGAGCAUGGCAUUAGCUUGCUAAAAUAUGAGUUGGCUACUGUUUACAAUGCACAGCGUCUGGUGCUUGUGUUUUUAUGUCCUUCACCCCAAAGGACAACAAUCACACAUACAAUACUUUAAUUAGCAUGAAAUCGAAUCGUGAAUGGAGUUUUUUUAUGAAAAAAAAAUCUAGAUUUCAUUUUGAGGGUGAAUUGCCCAGCCCUACGUUAUACAUUAAUGUUGUAUGUGGGCCAACUGUAAUACACAUUUGAAAUGAUCUGGUGGGCCGAAUGAAAUGUCUUCGUGGGCCAAAUUUGGGGUGGGCUGGUGGUGAAGGUUACACAUGUCAAUUAUUCCAAGAGUGUGUAUGUACUGUAUGUGUGUGUAGGGACAUUCAAACGUAUCAGCAAUGCAGAUAUACACAGUAAUGGAACAGAGCUAUGCACAGCCAACUACAACAGUAAAAGCCUAAGCUAAGUAAAAACUAGAGAUGUACCAGAUCCUGAUUUUCAGGAUCCUACCGGAUACCGGAUCCACUGCUUAAGAUCCUGCCGGACCCUGUGAAAAACCCUAUUAUCCUGCCAGAUCCUGAACAGGAUCUUGGAUCCGGUGCAUCUCUAGUUUUAACAACAAAUGUAUUUUAAAGAAUAAAUGGAAGACUUUUAACAAUAAAAGUACUUACAAGAACAAACAAAGGUAUUUUAAGCAACAUUGGUAUUUUUUCACAUUCUCCUCUUUCUGUAUUGUCUCUGGUGGUAGAGGUUUAUAUUGCUAUUGACUUUAAAAAAGAGCGUUUUGUAGGCUAUGUGUUAAUGUAUGGGCAUCAUAACAGCAUUAGAAUAACAAUAUAACAGCACAGCAGGAUACAGUCAUGGUAGGCUACAGGUCAUGUCAUAUAGAGGUUUAUAUUGUGAUUGUUUUCCAAGCCUGAGCCUUUUCUAUGCUAUGCCUUAUUGCAUUAGAAGCACCAUAACAGCAUGCACAGCAGGAUACAGACAUGAUGUCAGGCAUCACAGGGUUUUAUUGUUGUGAAUUUCUUUGAAGAAAUGACCAAGACAAGAAAUGCAGUGAACAAUUCUUUCUUAACUUCACUGUCAAAUCCCUAACUGCGUUCCAAUAUGCAACCUUGCGUCCUCCACUUGUGCUUGUAGCCUCGUACCAGGAAGUAAUAUGUCACAACGACAUCACUGACAACAGCAUUAUAUUUCAAUAUCUUGCAAAUGCUCAAUUGUAAAGUAAUUUUCUCAUUUGCAAACUGGAUGGUGAUAUAGAAUAGUCCCCCAGAAUAGUUUUGGCUAGGCUGACAGCGGGGAAACUUUAUUGUUUUCUCAAUCUCCACGGACGAGGGGCUAGAAGACGGGACCACAAACACAAGUGGAGGACGCAAGGUUGUAUAUUGGAAUGCAAAUCCUAUUACAGGAUUCUGCUCCUUCUGGCUUCUUCCUCUAUCCCCCCUCCGCUUCCCACCUUUCUAACUUACCCCCAAACAGUAAGUAGGGCUCCCCCUUGUGGGGUGAAUUAGCAUUGAAGAUAGCACAGUGAAUCAUGAACAUUACAAUUGCUUUAAAAUAAGCCUGCACCUUUUCUACUUUAUAGCUGCAUCAUACCAGCAUGGUGUAAGGUGCUUCAACUUCAAUAGCUGAACAUCAUAACAUGCAGCCUAAUUUGUGUUGCGGUGGAUGUCUACUGUCUAUUGCCAUUGCUUUCUAAUAAGCAGAUGACUUUACAGUACUUAACAUGAUGGAGUGGCUUUUUUUAAAAACAUACAUGUUGUUGUUGUUGUUGUUUGUUGUCAGGGAAGCCGACAAGAGGGGACAAAGGGAUCAGUUGUCCCGGGCCCAGGGACAUGGUGGGGCCCAUAACGGGGACAU